This is a messenger RNA of Musca domestica (house fly), 556 nucleotides long. RefSeq lists its product as uncharacterized. Bases 194 to 457 code for a protein of 87 amino acids. Gene Ontology annotation, molecular function: RNA binding. The transcript has 2 exons. NCBI's taxonomy places the organism in Eukaryota, Metazoa, Arthropoda, Insecta, Diptera, Muscidae. The record is from RefSeq and is a predicted model, not a curated record.
CUCAAACUGAUACGCAGCUGUUCACUUGACAGAUGAAAACUUUGUUCUAACCUCUAAUUUGGGGCAACUGGGGGAAAAAUCAUAUCGCCCAUAUGCAAUAGCAUUUACAAACAAAAAACAUAUUUCUCUGGUUUCCAGACCUUUACGCAAUAGCAAAUCAUUUAAACCCGAGCAACAAAUCAACUUUCCUCAAAUGGCCACAGCAACAAAGGCAACAAAAAGCGUUUACAGAUUAUUUGUAGGUAAUUUGCCUUGGACAGUUAGUCAUCAACAAUUGAAAGGAUACUUUAAGGAAUUUGGCCGUGUCAUCAAUGCCAAUGUUGUGUUUGAUAAGAAGACCGGUCUAUCGCGAGGUUAUGGAUUUGUUACAUUGACCAGCCUUAAGACAGUGCAAGCCAUUGAAAACGAACAGAAACAUUCAUUGGAAGGCAACUAUUUGAACAUACAAAAAACAUAGAAAAACCCCACCAUUACCAAACUAGAUUCCCAUAAGAUUAACCAUAAAAAUAAAGUAUCUAAAUUAAAGUAAAUUAGCCGAAAACAGCAAAAUAAUGGA